AUGCAAAGAAUCAUCUUUAAUCCUAUACGAUUGCGUUUUCAAAGACAAAUUUUGUCAACAUUGAUAAUACCACGCGCUACUUCACAUACCAAACAAUGUAAUUCGUCAAUCGAUAGAGAUUUCGAUGCAGCAACAGUAUCAACACUAGAUAAAAAUCUUUUCUCAAAUCAUUUUCGUAAGAUUUCACCACUAUCAUGGCUUAAAACACCAGCUAAAGGUGCUAAUGUUGGAUUGUUUCAAAUCAAUGAAUUAUCAACACCUGAUGGAUUUCAUAUUCUUGCUGAACGUGUUGUGCAAAAAUGUGAGAAAUUACUCGACGAAUGUUUUACACCAUCAAGGCGUAAAAUAGUUGAAAUAUUAGAUGAAAUAUCCGAUGAAAUAUGUCGCGUAGCAGAUUUAGCUGAAUUCAUUCGUAAUGUUGAUGUUGAAAUUGCAUAUAAACAAGCUGCUGAACAAGCUUACGGAGUAUUACAUCAUCUAGUAGAAAAAAUGAAUACAAAUACAAAAUUAUAUGAACAAGCAAAGCAGAUCUAUGACUCAGGUGAAGGUGAUGAAACAGAUCGACGUGUACUCAAAUUAUAUUUAAUUGAUUUUGAACGAUCUGGUAUUCGACUAAAUGAUGAUAAUCGUUUGAAUUAUUUACAAUUGAAUGAUGAUGUAUUACAUCUUGAAAAUCAGUUUCGAUAUAAUGCACAUCGAGAAUAUAAAAUUCCAAUAAAACAGUUACCAGAAAAGGUAAGAACGAGAUUUUAUGAUAAAACUAUAACAAUCAAUUCUGCUCAUUCAAGUGAUGAUGAUGAAAACCUACGUGAAUUUAUAUUUCGUAGUUAUUUUCGAUUCGAACCAGAUCAGGAACAAAUACUCGAUGCAUUACUACGUAAAAGAUAUCAAUUAGCAAAAUUAUGUGGUUAUCCAUCUUAUAGUCAUCGUGCAUUAGAUAAUACAUUACUGAAUAAACCAGAAUAUGUUAGCAACUAUUUAGAACAAAUAAUGGAUGCUAUUCGACCAUUAGCUGAUAAAGAUAUAAAACUAAUGCAAAUGCUUAAAAAUCGUCUUGAACAAAAUUCAAACACUCAGUUAGUUAAUCCUUGGGAUGUUGCAAGAUUAGAAGCAAUAUUUAAAUCAGAAAUUUUAAAAAUUAAUACACGAGAAUAUACACCAUAUUUCUCGCUGGGAACUUGUAUGGAUGGACUUAAUAUCAUAUUCCAUAGUCUUUUCAAUGUAACGUUAAAUAAACAACCAACAGCACCAGGAGAAAUCUGGCAUCCGUCUGUUAUAAAACUUUCAGUUGAUCAUGUAACAGAAGGAACUGUUGGAUAUAUUUACUGUGAUUUAUUCGAACGAAAAGAUAAAAUCCCUCAUGAUUGUCAUUUUACUAUUCAAUGCAGUCGACGUCUUUCCGAUGGUUCAUGUCAGCUACCCAUUGUUGUACUUCAUGUUAAUAUUCCUCCAAGUGCUGAUCCUAAUGUUCCAACACUUCUUACAUUAGGAUUGGUGGAGAAUUUAUUUCAUGAAUUCGGUCAUGCAAUGCAUUCAGCAUUGGCACGAACACGUUAUCAACAUGCAUCUGGUACUCGAUGUCAAACUGAUAUUGCUGAAAUCCCAUCACAAUGGAUGGAAUAUUUCGUUUAUGAACCACGCGUAGUUAAAUUAUUUGCACGACACUAUCAAACCGGUGAAACUAUACCUGAUGAACUUUUACAGCGUCUUCAUUUAGCUCAAAAUUGUUUUCAAGCGCAUCGUACACAAGUGCAAGUAGCAUGUGCAAUGUUUGAUCAUGAAUUUCAUGGUCCAUAUCCAUUAAAGCAAUCUUACGAUCAACUCUAUUCAUCAUUGUUAACAAAGCACACAUCACUGCCGUAUAUUUCAUCAACGCAUCCUUAUUUAAAAUUUUAUCAUCUAGUUGAUUAUGGAGCUCGUUUUUCUAGUUAUAUUAUUGCACGUUCAAUAGCAACUAAAAUAUGGCAUGAUCAAUUUUUAAAAGAUCCUCUCUCGAAAACAACUGGUGAACAAUUUAGGAAAAAUUUCUUACAAUGGGGUGGUGAACGUGAACCAAAUGAGCUAGUAGGAAAUGUAUUUUCAUCAACACAAAAAAUAACUAUUGAUCAUAUGACGAAAGCUAUAACUGAUGAAAUCAAAGAAAAUGUUCAACAACGUGAUAGUUUGUUUAAGUAA
Messenger RNA from Rotaria socialis, 2175 nucleotides. The record is from the annotation of a GenBank genome assembly. NCBI's taxonomy places the organism in Eukaryota, Metazoa, Rotifera, Eurotatoria, Philodinida, Philodinidae.